Molecule: messenger RNA, 1461 nt
Organism: Triticum aestivum (bread wheat)
Lineage: Eukaryota; Viridiplantae; Streptophyta; Magnoliopsida; Poales; Poaceae
Product: autophagy-related protein 18d
Exons: 4
Coding region: 83-1276 (397 amino acids)
Molecular function (GO): protein binding
Source: RefSeq, a predicted model, not a curated record
CAUCACAACAUAUAUACUUCGCCGUGAUUGCUGAUCAUCAAUUAGCAGAUCGAACUAGUUGUAAUCCCAAAGCAAAGCUUUGAUGGAUCUAUCGUUGAGCCCAUCGGUCUUGGCGUCUACAUCGUCUACGUCCGAGCUGCCGGACGGGGUAGUCCUAGUCCCCGCUCCCGAUCCGCUCGUCCACGUCGCCUUCAACCACCAUGGCACGCACUUCGUCGCGGCCACGGCCACCGGCUUCCACGUAUUCUCCUGCCACCCUCUCGACAGCGUCAUGCACCGGCGCAGCAGCGAGCUCAAUGUGACCUCCGCCCAGCUGCUCACGCGGUCGCAGCUGGCCCUCGCGACGCGGAGGCCCAACGCCGUCAGCGGCGCGGCCGACGACCACGUCAUUGACUUCUGGAACGGCAUGUGCAAGCCCAAGGACGCCAGGACCAACACCGUCAGGAGCCCGUGCGGCGCCGUGGGCGGGUUCCGCCUGCGCGGGGACCACAUGCUCGUCGCCGGCGAGGGGACGGCCACGCUGUUCGACGGCGUCCACUGGGAGAAAGAGGUGACGACGGGGCCGAACCCGCUGGGGCUGUGCGCCAUGGAGGAGCCGAAUGGGCCCGCGACGCUCGUCUACGCCCUGCCGCUGCCGGAGGCGGGAUCGGUACAGGUCCGCCGGCGCGGCAGGGCCGGCAGCGUCAGCGUGCGCGCGCACGGCUCGGGCGUGGCGUGCAUCGCGCUGUCCCCCGACGGACGGCUGCUCGCCACCGCCGGCACACGCGGCACGCUCCUGCGCAUCUUCAGCACCGCCGACGGCACCAAGCUGCAAGAGCUGAGGAGAGGCACCGAAGGAGCAGACAUCCACUGCAUCGCCUUCUCCCACGACUCCAAAUGGUUAGCGGUGUCCAGCGACAAGGCAACGGUGCACGUUUUCAGCAUCAAUGACUUCAACCUCACAAGCUCCACGCCGGAGGACGACUACGCCGGCGAUGACCUUCUGGCGGCACCAUCAGCACCAUCUUCUCCUGCAUCAGCAAAAGCCAACAAGGGCUCAUCACGCAUGUCAUUCUUGAAAGGCUACCUGCCGACGUAUUUCAGCUCGAAGUGGUCGUUUGCCCAGUUCCGGAUCCCUACCGCCUGGACCAAGUGCUCCGUGGCAUUCGACCGGAGACACCCCAACACCAUUACCAUUGUCUGCAUGGACAAAAGGUUCUACCGCUGCGAGUUCGACCCGGUGAAAGGAGGCGACAUGGUGCCGGGGGUGUACCACGAGAACUUCAUGGACCUGUGAAGGGAUUAGGGACGCAAGGCAGCAAUGCAGCAAGACACUUCUUUAGGUCCAGUUGGAAGUCAAUAUACUUUCAGGUUGAUGAUGUCUAGAUUUUUCUACGUAGACGUACCUCUAUGGUGUUGUAUGAAUCAUGACUUCUUUGGCAUUUUGAUCAUCUUCGUUUUUAAUGAAUAUAAUGCAUGCAA